AUGGCUUUACGGGGUCUUAUUGCCCGCGGAGUCCCCGCCACUCCCAAGUUCCUGAUCUACGUCAAGGGAGCAAUUAUUCUGCUCUCUAUUAUCAUUCUGGCGCUAGCUGCGUACGCGAUAUCGCUCUAUAGCGAUGGUUCUUAUCAGUACUCGACCGGUAUGCCAGGCUUUUUGAUCUUCCUCGCAAUUCUAUCACGGCUUGUCUACGGUAUUUCCGCUGCAAUCGAGCUCAAGGCACCUAGGUUCUACUACCGUAUCGUCGUACUUGUGGCCUACUUCCUGACCACCGUCUUCUGGCUGGCAGGCUGGGCCUGGGCCGCAUCCUGGGCUGCAUAUAUCCUCUCUUUCAACAGCGCCUAUCCGGAAGGCGUCCAAUAG
Messenger RNA from Anthostomella pinea, 378 nucleotides. NCBI's taxonomy places the organism in Eukaryota, Fungi, Ascomycota, Sordariomycetes, Xylariales, Xylariaceae. The record is from the annotation of a GenBank genome assembly.